AUGUUUCCUUUCUUCUUUGUCUGGUCUCUGUUCAUGGGUACUGUCCUCUGUCUUUCUUCCUCACCUAGAACCCAGUCAGGUAUCGAGUUCGUGCCUGGCUCUGCGCUGCCUCUCCUUCACCUGCCCUACGCCACAUACAGAGCAGCCAAGUACGACGACGAGAUUGAUGUAUAUUAUUUCAAGAAUAUCCGGUUCGCCGCCCCCCCCACGGGAAAGCUUCGAUUCGAGAAACCGGCUUCUCCCAAGCAAGAAACCACCCUCCAGACAGGCGAGUAUGGGCCCUCGUGCAUCCAGAACGUACCGCUCGGCCUGUUCAACCUGGGCAUUCUCGACAAGACACCCCUGGGCGACAUGAUCGACGGCGGGUUCUCGCGUUUCGCAGGCGGGACGGACGAAGACUGUCUCUUCCUCGACGUGCAGGUUCCUGGUCGGGCGAUCCGCGCGGGCCAAGUCUCUUUUAACCUGCCUGUCGCAGUGUACUUCCACGGAGGAGCGUACACGUUUGGCACGAAGAACCAUGUCAGCACCAAGGGGAUCUGGAGGCAGGCGGGCGAGGAUUUGAUUAUCGUAGCGGCCAAUUAUAGACUCGGCGCAUAUGGUUGGCUUGCAGGGACGUCGAUGGAGAACCAAGGAACCCCCAACCUGGGCCUAUACGACCAGCGGGCCGCGCUGCAAUGGGUGCAGAGCUAUAUCGGCCUGGUGGGCGGCGACAAGCGCGACGUGAGUGCCUGGGGCGAGUCUGCGGGUGCCGGGUCGAUCAUGCACCAUCUCGUUGCGUUCGGGGGCGCCCAGGAUCCCCUCUUCGCCAAAGCGGUGCUCAUCAGCCCGGCCUUCCAGCUGCAGUAUGACCGUGCGGGGUCGCUAGAGGACAGUUUUCGUCUCUUUGCGGCCGCCGCGGGCUGUCCGUCGGGUAGUCUGGCGUGUCUUCGAGAUGUGGACUCCAGGACCCUCCGCAAGGCGAAUGCCCAGCUUAUCGACAGCGCUGCGGGGGGGACGUCUGUGAUUGGACCUGCCAGCGAUGGAAGCUGGGUGAGACAGUUGGCCGGGUUGGAAUUUGAAGCUGGCCACUAUUGGAAACAGCUCGAGUCGCUAGUCGUCACGCACACGUCGGACGAAGCCAUCCUGUUCACGCCGCUGCGCGUGUCGACCGACGCCCAGCUGGAGAGUCUGGUGGAAUCCAUCAUCCCGGCAUACGCCAAACCGAGCGUCGCCCAGUCCAUCCUGGACAAGUACGGGGGCACCGCCGCCAGCCCGCGAAGCCGGUACAAGGCGUUUGUCCGCGACGCGACCUUCACCUGCAACGUGCGCACUCUGCUGCAGGCGUACGAGCAGCGCGUGUGGAGCAUGCAGUACUCCGCCUCCCAGGGGUUUCAUAGCUGUUACCUGUGGGCGUUGUUCUUCGACCCCAGCGCCUCGUUUAACCUGUUUGGUCUACAUAUCAAGCUCAACCUGCUGCCCUUGCUGGGGAAUGUCGCCGAGCGUCUCCAGGGAUACCUGACUAGCCAUGCCAUACAUGGUGACCCGAACAUUCGCAGCAGGAGUGCGGCGGCGGGGUCGUCCCCGCGCUGGCCGCCCGCCCGUCCAACCAACGAUACCUACCAGGAUGUGCUGGAUGUAGGUAACCUGGGGUUCCGUCUGAUCACCAACUCACAGAUCUCCGACGACAGCGAUGCCCACUGCGGCUUUGUCUCGCAGAUGAGUCGGGCUCUGGUGGAGUUGGGAGGGUACGGCGUUGACGUGGAGGAGGGCAUUGAGGACUUUAAAGAUAGCGCCGCUCUGGCGUUUCUGAUGGGCCAUGCCCCCGUUUCGCCCUUUGCCUCUCUGAACUUUGGCACGGCACACGCUCUCCGGCUUUCUAACUAG
Penicilliopsis zonata CBS 506.65 is the source of this 1863-nucleotide messenger RNA. RefSeq lists its product as hypothetical. The coding region runs from base 1 to 1863 and encodes 620 amino acids. The transcript has 5 exons. The record is from RefSeq and is a predicted model, not a curated record. Lineage: Eukaryota; Fungi; Ascomycota; Eurotiomycetes; Eurotiales; Aspergillaceae.